This is a messenger RNA of Lotus japonicus, 739 nucleotides long. Its product is annotated as monothiol glutaredoxin-S15, mitochondrial. The transcript has 6 exons. The record is from RefSeq and is a predicted model, not a curated record. NCBI's taxonomy places the organism in Eukaryota, Viridiplantae, Streptophyta, Magnoliopsida, Fabales, Fabaceae. Bases 97 to 588 code for a protein of 163 amino acids.
UUUCUCUCAAAGUUUCAAUCUUUUUCUUUUCUUUUUUCUUUUUUCAAUCAGGGUUGUGACUUGUGAGCAUUCAUUCAGUUCAGAUCUUUCUUUCAAAUGGCGACGUCGUUGAAAAAUCUACUCUUCAAGGGAAUCGCAGCUCGUUCUCUCAGAAGGCCUUUAAAUGGUUCGUUUUACAAUUAUCGCAUGAGAUACUCGACUACGGUGUCAAAUGAUUCAGACACGCACGAUGACUUCAAGCCAGCUAAUAAGCUUGAGAAUUCUGGCACAUCUUUGGAAAAUAUUGUUGAGCAGGAUGUCAAGGAUAAUCCUGUUAUGAUUUACAUGAAAGGUGUGCCUGAAUAUCCACAAUGUGGAUUUAGCUCGCUUGCAGUCAGAGUUUUAAAUCUAUAUGAUGUUUCUAUAAGCGCUAGAAAUAUUUUGGAGGAUGCUGAACUGAAAAAUGCUGUGAAAGCCUUCAGUAACUGGCCAACAUUUCCACAAAUUUUCAUCAAGGGAGAGUUUGUUGGGGGAUCAGAUAUCAUUCUCAAUAUGCACCAGACUGGUGAGUUGAAGGAAAAGCUUAAAGAUAUUACGUCCAAGCAGUAAAAGCUGGCCUGAGAUGAUGAAAUUUCAGCGUUGUAGUUUACAAGAAUUUCUUGAUAUCAUCUAUUUGAGUUGAUUAAAGGCGAUAUUUUGUGAAUUCUUUGUUCCUGAAUUUCUGGAUUAUAUUCAAAUAAGAAGUGCUGGUAUUCCUUUA